Parastagonospora nodorum SN15 is the source of this 841-nucleotide messenger RNA. RefSeq lists its product as hypothetical. The transcript has 3 exons. The record is from RefSeq and is a predicted model, not a curated record. Bases 1 to 741 code for a protein of 246 amino acids. Gene Ontology annotation, molecular function: phosphatidylcholine lysophospholipase A1 activity. NCBI's taxonomy places the organism in Eukaryota, Fungi, Ascomycota, Dothideomycetes, Pleosporales, Phaeosphaeriaceae.
AUGCUAUCGAACAUGCUGGGUCGAUUUGCUUUGCCGCUGGCAUUCUUCGCCUUCAUCCUAUCUCUUGUCAACGGUCUCCCUCUAGAGACGCGGGAUGACCUCGUCUCACGUCAGACGAAGAGUCUCCGGAUUCUGCCUCUCGGUGACUCCAUCACGUGGGGCUUCAUUAAUGGAGGUGGAUCCAACGGCUAUCGCGAGCGACUUCUUGCCGACCUAAAGUCCGGAGGCUACAGUGUUGAUUUUGUUGGUACCCAGAAGUCUGGUACCAUGGCCGACAAAGAUAACCAAGGCUUCCCCGGCUACACCAUCAGCCAGAUCCGCGGUGUUGCUGCUGGAGGUUUGGCUCUCAAGCCCAACGUUGUCUUGCUCCACGCAGGUACCAAUGAUUUGAACCGAGGAAACCCCGCUUCGGAACCGGACGCGCAAGCACCUCAGAGGCUCGGACAACUGAUCGACGAUGUCCUCAAGGCAGUACCGGAUGCCGUUGUCAUCGUAGCCAAGAUCAUCCAAUCGAAGCAGUCCGGUCUCAACGCCAAUGUCAAGACCUUUAACAAUGCGAUUCCGGCCAUCGUCGCGGCAAGGGUUUCUAAGGGCUCAAAGGUUUCCGUGGUCGAUAUGAGCGUGCUCAACACAAGCAGCGAUCUGAGUGACAACCUGCACCCGAGUGUUGCGGGUUACGCUCGCAUGGGUGAUAUCUGGAACGCCGGAAUCAAGGCUGUGGCCAGUCAGAUCCCCGCUUAAGGUUCAGCCGUUUUUGGAGGCGCAAUUGACGUCCUGGCAGGAUCUGAUUGACAUAACCAGCUGUAGAACAGUGCUCAAUUAAGCCUACUAGGAUCUUCAA